Messenger RNA from Orbicella faveolata, 1915 nucleotides. RefSeq lists its product as uncharacterized. Lineage: Eukaryota; Metazoa; Cnidaria; Anthozoa; Scleractinia; Merulinidae. Gene Ontology annotation, molecular function: protein binding. The record is from RefSeq and is a predicted model, not a curated record.
ACUCCAAAACAUAAGUUAAGACAUUAAUGCAUGGUUACGCCUCAGGGAAAAAUGAAAACAUCUAGUACAGUCGUGUCUAUUUUAGUCUUUUGGCCUCCAGAAUAUCUACUGGCUUAGUUCUUCACAUUAACUUUCCUUGAAAACAAUUCCAGUUUUUCAGCAGCAGGGGUACUUUUCAAGAUUAUUCUUGAACUUUAAUUACUGCUAAAGCGUUGAAAGUGAGCUUCGUUGUUCUUUUGAGGGUAUUAAACUGAAAAGGAACAAUGAGUGUCUAUCACGGAGUAUGAAUAAAUGGGUUACCGCAAAUACACGCAAUAAACAAGCUGCUAAACCCACAAAGCCGCAACGACAAUUUGUUGAAUUCAAACAAAGCCAACUGUUUAUUCCACUCAAUUAGCUGGGUGGAUCGCAUCUUUGGUCAAUGUUUAGCAAAGUUUUCUGUCCUCUUACAAUUUGUUUGUGAAAACGUAAGAUGUUUGAGUUGUUUGUAUCUCGGCGGGGUUGCCGACAAGACGUCUUCUUCCCAAUAUGGAACUCUUUGUUUUUCUACAGAGCAUUUCACUUGUCAGUUCGCGGGAUUCAAAUGGAGUCGUUCGCUCUCCCGCUGUUACAUUCUCUUUUGCGCAAUUGUUUUGGUUUUGAAAUCGCGUUUUGACUGCUGCUUGUAGAUGUUUGACAUAAUUGCUAGUACUCGUGCAAAGGGCGUGACGAGAUUCUUACUAAGUUCAUAUAGUCAUAAACACAAAAGCUCUGCCAUAAGUCGCCUAGGCUUUGCCAAUUCUCGCCCUGCAAAAACGUGCUGUGUUCCUCACAACUUUGAAGGAAGCGCCCUUCGUUAAAAAAUCCUACUAAACUACACCAGAAGACAGCAAUAAUUAACGGAUCGGCAAUGAAAGUAAUCAAAGGGAAAAUGUCUUUUAGAGGACAGAUGAAGAAGAGGAAGUUUUCUUGCCCAGAUGAAGUGCUGUCGAAGACAGAAGAAGGCUCGAAACCAGAAGAAACCAGAGAGAGGAAGCUGUCCUCGGGUGAAGAACUAACACAAGCUAUCAUGCGAAGUCGCCGAAACGUCGACGGAGUGGUGCGGAAACGACAUCAGUCAAUGCCGAUUUUCUCGAGCCCUGACGAGAGCCAAAAGCAACCAAGAGCUGUGUCCUUUUGCCCCGAGAUUUUACUUCUUUCUGCCGUUAUGGAGAACAACACAGAAGAAUUGGCGAAGAUACUUCGAGAGGGAAAUGUCAACGUGAAUCAAGCGAACUCCAUCGGAAGGCUGCCGAUUCACGAAGCCGCUUCGGAGGGUUUCGUAGAAUGCGCACAGAUUUUGAUCGAGAACGGCGCGAAUUUGACUUUGGAAUGCUCUGAGGGUUUCACUCCGCUAGAAGCGGCUGUCAUCAGCGGGAAUUUCGAAUGUGCGGAACUGUUAAUACGGAGUGGAGCGCCGAUCGAUAAAAUCAAAAAUGGAUACCUCGAUCCUGUCGUCAAAGGGAACAAAAUGGCAGCAGACUGUAACGAAGAGGAAGAAAAGAACUAAAGGCACUUACUUUACAAAGGCGGUGAAAGUUGACUUGGUAUCUGACUAAGCGAGUGCAAGCAGAUUUAAAAACAUUGCAUGCUUUUAAUUAAAGUAAACGGAAGAAACAGGACAACUAUAGUAAGAGGCCUAGAUGCGUGUCAGUGGAAUAGAUGCAUUUCGCAAAUGUGCGUCAAAAAUAAGCUUUUUCAAAAUUAGAGAACCUUAGUACAGAUCAAGGGAAAGAGAAAAUUUCGUCACUGAUAGUUUUGAGGAUUACGGAGAAAUAUCUAGAUUUGCUAAGCCGUAUGCUUGCAGUUGUAGCCCGCGGCAAUAGUCAUUUUUUAAGAGUAAACACUGUGUAUUGUCAAAAUAACAGAACUCUUAUGGCCUCACAAAGAAAAGUAU